AUGGAGAUGUCCUAUCAGUCCAUGAAGAUCGCACAUCAAGCUCGAGAGGCGGAAGAUCUGCGGACGACGAUGAGGAGGAAGAGUCUUCUCAUCCUCAUCUACCAACACCUGCUGGGGCAAGGCUACAUGGAAGCAGCAGCGGCCUUGGACCAAGAGACGAAUGGAGAUGCGAGAAAGUUCGAGGUCUGUGACAACAUCGAUCUGGAGAUGGUGCUGAUGGAGUACGAGAGUUAUCACUACGUCAAGUUCCAGAAAAAUCCCAAACUUAUCAGAAGAACAGUGGAACCAGUUGAAAACCGAUUUGUGAAAAGUGGUGGAGUAAAGAGGAGUCCGUGUUCUGCUGGGAAGCGUCUUCCCAAAAUCAACCCAUCCCAGACACCCCAGUCUGGAAACGUAGCCAAGAAGACAACCACAAGUGUAAGUACACACCAGAAUGGCUCCUCUGUUCCUCCAGAGAUUUCAGACUUUGGUCUCAAUGUUUCGUCCCUCAGAUGUGGACCAGCAGGGGACGCAGCAGGGGACAUAGCCAUGAAUAGAAAGGAACGGCUGCUGAAGCCGCUCAGUGGCUUCUCAGGAAUGAACAGAGAGAUGUCUGAUCUGGCUGAAAUCAUCAGCAGGGACAUCUAUUUGCACAGCCCCAACGUGCGCUGGGAGGACAUCAUCGGCCUGGAGGAUGCCAAGCGAUUAGUCAAAGAGGCCGUCGUCUAUCCCAUUAAGUACCCUGAACUCUUCACAGGCAUCCUGUCCCCGUGGAAGGGCUUGCUGCUGUACGGACCCCCAGGGACCGGUAAGACCCUGCUGGCCAAGGCCGUGGCCACAGAGUGCAAGACCACCUUCUUCAACAUCUCAGCCUCCAGCAUCGUCAGCAAGUGGAGGGGAGACUCUGAGAAGCUGGUCAGGGUCCUGUUUCUGCUGGCCAGGUACCACGCCCCCUCCACCAUCUUCCUGGACGAGCUGGAGUCGGUGAUGGGGCAGAGAGGAGCCAGCACAGGAGGAGAGCAUGAGAGCAGCAGCAGGAUGAAGACUGAGCUACUGGUGCAGAUGGACGGACUGGUGAGGUCAGAGGAGCUGGUGUUCGUACUGGCUGCCUCCAACCUACCUUGGGACCUGGACCACGCCGUGCUGAGGAGGCUGGAGAAGAGGAUUCUCGUGGGUCUUCCCUCCUCAGCAGCUCGCCAGGCCAUGACCUCUCAUUGGCUGCCACCUCUCACCUCCACAAGGGGGGUGGAGCUACGCACUGAGCUGGACUACGAAAUCCUGGCCAAGGACAUGGAGGGCUACUCAGGCUCUGAUAUCAGGUUGGUGUGUAAGGAAGCUGCCAUGAGACCAGUUCGCAAGAUCUUUGAUGUUCUGGAGGCACAUCAGCAUGAAGACGCCCCCCUCCCUGCCAUCAAGCUGGAAACCGUGACGACGGCUGACUUCUUAGAAGUCAUCGCACACUCCAAACCCUCAGCCCGAAACCUGACGGGCAGAUACACAGCCUGGGAGAGAGAGUACGAGUCUCUCUGA
Messenger RNA from Limanda limanda (common dab), 1509 nucleotides. It is a transcript of the gene katnal2, whose product is annotated as katanin p60 subunit A-like 2. Gene Ontology annotation, molecular function: ATP binding; ATP hydrolysis activity; protein binding. NCBI's taxonomy places the organism in Eukaryota, Metazoa, Chordata, Actinopteri, Pleuronectiformes, Pleuronectidae. The record is from RefSeq and is a predicted model, not a curated record. The transcript has 15 exons. Bases 1 to 1509 code for a protein of 502 amino acids.